AUGUGUGACGGUAGAGUGAGGUGUGAGACGUACCUCCGGACUCCGCCGACACCCGCGGGCGGCGCAGUAGAGUGCGAUACGCCCGGCAACUGCGCGCCGCCCUGCACGCUGCCCUGCGGCGCGCAAACACACCACCCUGCGUGCGGUCACUUUUUUAUUUCCUCACUAGAAACAGGGCCACAACGUUAUAUGGUGAGUGAAACAGCUAAGCGUGGCAACAGAACGGAUGGAGCGAUCUUUAAUAAUGCGAGUGCUGUGAGAGUAGCCAACGCAAGGAGGGCGGAGCGGCUGGAUGCCAUGACAUCAGGGCAUGCCGCGCGAGGCGCGUUGGGUCAUCGCCAGCACAUGCCUUGGCGAUCUUCAAUUCACCUACGACCUGUAAGGAGAACCGGGUGGGUUUGGGCUGGAGGUGCGGAGAGCGCAGGCGACGGGCGUCGGCGCCACCUGUCGCUGACUGCGUGGCGGAAGUCGUGUGGGGCUGUUCCGCCGGCGGAGGCUCGUGAGCGACUGAGCCCGGGCCGGGGUUGGAGCACGUGGGUCGUCGCCGCCGACCGCCGCCCAGGUGCACAGCUUCGCCCUCUCGCCGCAACCCCACGCCACGGGCUACUCACCUCGCUAACACCCACAGAACAUUACAUUUUUUAA
Molecule: messenger RNA, 645 nt
Organism: Leptosia nina
Lineage: Eukaryota; Metazoa; Arthropoda; Insecta; Lepidoptera; Pieridae
Source: the annotation of a GenBank genome assembly